CAGCUGUGAGCUAUGGGGAAACUGCAGAGCAAAACCCACCUCCACACCUCCAAAUACAGGACCGAUGGCUCUGCGGAGGAGACGGGACCUGUUGGAGCUGUUCCACAGCGCAGCCCUGYGCACGCCGAUGCUGUCACCGCUGUGGCUGCUCUCAAACCAGACCUCUGUGUGUCUGGAGGAAAGGAUAAGAGCGUGGUUGUCUGUAACUGGAGAUCGGGGGCUGUUCUGAGGCGCUUCAUCGGACACGAACGUGAGAUCACCAAGGUCACUUGUGCCCCGGACUCCAACAGAGUCUUCAGCGCAUCCCGCGACAAGACUGCGAUCAUGUGGGAAUUUCAUGGGAAUUCAGGACCCAGGCAGCAUUUCCCAGGACAUGACCUGGUCGUUACUGGACUAGCCGUGAGCCCAGAUGCCUCCUGCCUGUGCACAGGUUCACGAGACAACACCAUCUGCAAGUGGGACGUAGAGACCGGGGAGCGCCUGGGCAGAGCUGGUAUCUCCAGGAAUCUGGUAACACAUCUGUGCUGGGUUCCUGGGGAGCCCUACGUUGUCCAGGCGUCAGAGGAUAAAACAAUCAGGAUGUGGGAUAGCCGGGAGCUGCAGGUGGCACACRCGUUCCCGGGCAAGCGGCACAUUCAGACGUGCUGCGACGUGAGCCAGGACGGGCGCUACUGCGUCAGCGGCAGCGGCGGCUCCAACGGCGAGGGCUGCGAGGCGACCCUGUGGGACCUGCGGCAGACGAGGAGCCGAGUGUGCGAGUACAGAGGGCACCUCCAAACCGUAGCCUCGUGCAUCUUCCUUCCCCAGGGCCUGGCUCCGACCCCCGUCAUCGCCACRGCCUCCUACGACUGCAAAGUGAAGAUCUGGGACCAAGACMRCGGAGCCUGCCUGGCCUCCCUGGGCCUCCGCGGCGCCGGUCCGCUGGCCUCGCUGGCCGCCUGCGACGCCGCCACGCUGCUGUGCGGCACUGGGCACGGGGGGAUCCGCCUGCUGCGGCUGAGCGGCCCUGGAGAGCCCGAGCUGCGGGAAGUGGCGGCGUUUUGA
Molecule: messenger RNA, 1044 nt
Organism: Nothoprocta perdicaria
Lineage: Eukaryota; Metazoa; Chordata; Aves; Tinamiformes; Tinamidae
Gene: WDR31
Product: WD repeat domain 31
Exons: 9
Coding region: 13-1044 (343 amino acids)
Molecular function (GO): protein binding
Source: RefSeq, a predicted model, not a curated record